Molecule: messenger RNA, 1227 nt
Organism: Opisthorchis viverrini
Lineage: Eukaryota; Metazoa; Platyhelminthes; Trematoda; Opisthorchiida; Opisthorchiidae
Exons: 4
Coding region: 1-1227 (408 amino acids)
Biological process (GO): regulation of DNA-templated transcription
Molecular function (GO): DNA-binding transcription factor activity, RNA polymerase II-specific; DNA binding
Source: RefSeq, a predicted model, not a curated record
AUGGGAGGCGCACAAAGUUUGGACAAUCGGGAAGUUAAAACAACUCCCCCAACCAUUUGUGUUUCUGUUGGAUUUAAUUCUGAAACAUUUAGAUCCAAUUUGGCUCUCAUCCGAACUCUUUUUGCUAAAAGUACGGAACAGCCAAAGGAUUCGCUUUAUUCGUCUUCUAGCACUGCUGACGUGCACGCCACACAGUGCAGCGACGCGCAUCGAAUUACAAACAUUCUGGCAGCGGAUAAAACGGACAAGCAUUGCUCAGAAAACAGUCUUUCCGGUUUUGUGGAUCUGAACAAAAACCUUUGUACAUGGCGAAUGCAAAACCCAGCUCUUUUGAGCAUUCUGCGUUCACAGCUGAGUAGCUGUCCAUUCAACAACGACUCUGAAGCUUCACCGGGAGAGGGAUCAAUCCAUGGCAAUUCCUACCAAAUGGUGAAUAAAUUAGCAGAGACAAUGGGGAAAAAUUUUGUGAUUGAAGCCGGUUUGAAUUCGCAGUGCUGGAAUUUUUCACACCCGUUGCCCAGUGAACACGAGACAAUUUUUAACGAAGACACGCAUACGACAGCUGUCACAAAUUGCGGUCUAUCUGAUUACAGUCAAACAGACAGAAGUAGCCGGCAAAUAUUCUCCAAAAAUUUCCGGAACGAUAAAUUUUCCCGUACAACGUCGUCGCCUUCGAUUCCGACAAAGAACGUAUACGCCAAGCUAACAAAGCGUUCCAAGGACUUGACAGGUCGAGCACUCCACAGAGAUGUACAAGGAUCAACAGGGGAUCGUAAACCAAGACAGGCGUAUUCGUCAGUACAGUUGGAACGCCUGGAGAAUGAGUUCUCGCGUGACAGGUACCUGAGCGUACACAAACGAGUUGAACUAUCCAAUGACUUGAAUCUGACCGAAACACAAAUCAAAACAUGGUUUCAAAACAGGAGAACAAAAAUGAAAAAGCAACUUGCACUGUCCAGCGCAUUAACUCCGACACAAUCCCCAUGGUCUGCAGACUGCGACUGGAUCAGUCAGUUUGUCAAACCAUGUAUCUAUUCUAGCUCCCUUCCGAGUAUGAAGCUUAUGCAAGCAUUUUCGCGGAAUGAGGCUCACGCUCAACCAACAACAUCGGAAAAGAACGCUUCAUCUGAAAUCGAUCCUCAGAAGCUCAGAGACUUCGUGGAUUUCAAUUCGGUCGGGCAGUUGCGCUACGGAACAGCCAGUAAUGAACAUGUGGAAGCCAGCUAA